Molecule: messenger RNA, 804 nt
Organism: Lingula anatina
Lineage: Eukaryota; Metazoa; Brachiopoda; Lingulata; Lingulida; Lingulidae
Cellular component (GO): trans-Golgi network
Source: RefSeq, a predicted model, not a curated record
UUUAACUAAGUACAUUUAACACGAUAUUAGACAUUAAAGGGACCGUUCUCAGUGUUAAAUAUGAAGAUGUUUUAUAAAAGUAUAAGUAUACGGUUGAUGGCAGUUUUGACACUGGUGGCGGCGGUGGGAGGUAUCCUGAACAUAGACUGUAUCAAGAAGACGGCAUGUAGUUGUGAAAUUAACGGUGAUAUUAUCGAUCUUACACCGCUGGCUAAUAAGAACAAUACACCUCGAUUCAAAGAUGUCCAAGGGACUGAACCCGAUUCUCAGUUCUCGUGGAACCCAUGUUAUCCAUUCAGCGAGGGCGUGGGCUGUACCAACGUCUCUGCGUGCCAAAAGCAGGAGUGGGCCACCUAUGCUAUCGGAAAACAGGAGAGUGCAGAGUUCAUCAACGAUCCCAUCAACGGGUUGACGAUCCAUUAUCAGGCUAUAGACACGGUUGGGGUUACAAGAGACUCGUACAUCAGCAUUGACUGCGGUCCAACUGUGGGAGAGCUGACGGUGCAGGGUGAAAAGACAGUGACAAAAUACUACAUGACUCUGAAAACGAAGUACGCAUGUAUCGCAGGAAGUGGGCCGAUGGGUGGGCCCAAAACAGGAAGUGGACCGAUAGACGAGCUUAAUGGAGAAAGUGGGCUGCUGGGCGGACUCAGAGCAGGAAGUGGGCCGAUCGGUGGGCUCAGUGCAGGAGGCAGUUUCAUAAUUAUUGGUGCAAAACCUCUGCCAGUUUUAAAAGGGCUACGUUCCCUAGUGGACCACCUCACCACACCUUACCCUCUGAAAUACGAGCAGCAGGUGACAUAG